GCGAGAUAAUGAGGCUGUUACACUAAAGCCGACGUCAUCACGUAAAACAUUGUUUAGACGCAAAAGUUACUUUUGGUUACUCUGUUAUGUCCACUAUUUGUGAAAUACCAACCUAAUAUUUAGUUGCAGCUCGUGGUGUGAUAUUACUUCGUGCAGAAAGUCAUAUUUAAGCUUUACGUUUACUCGAAAUUUGCUGUGAUUUAAUAGCUGCACUUGAGUAGCAUUUUUAAUUGCAUUUUAAAUUCUGUGUGUUUCAAAAUUGUGUUGUGCAUUCUAUAAUCCGGCGAAAAAGAACGAAAUUUCGCUGCCCCACAAACGAUAACUUUUUUGUUAAAUAGUUGGAAAACUUUAAUGGAUUCAGUCAUUGCUCAAAAUGACUGUUGAACCUCAAAAAAGUGAUUCAUCAAACCAAACCUCAGAAGAAAGCCUAAUUGCUGAACAAAUGUUUGGUCUAGUCGAUGUUGUAAUUCUUGCCGGGCUAUGUGGGCUAGCUAUUUAUUGGAUUUUCUUCAGGAAAAAGAAAACAGAAACACGAUCUUUUCAGUUAGAUCGAAUGGAUAGUGUUGAAUUAUCAGAUUCCAGUUUUAUAUCAAAGAUGAAAGCUACUGGCCGAAAUAUUGUCGUUUUUUAUGGUUCACAAACAGGUACUGCAGAAGAAUUUGCUGCACGAUUGGCUAAAGAAGCCAGUCGUUACAGAAUGAAAGCUAUGGUUGCUGAUCCAGAAGAGUAUGAUAUGGAAGAUCUCGUACAAGUUUCUGAAGUUGAAAAUUCUCUGGCAAUAUUUUGUAUGGCGACAUAUGGUGAAGGGGACCCCACCGAUAAUGCUCAAGAAUUUUACCAGUGGUUGCAGGCUGGUGAAGCUGAUCUAAGUGGCUUGAAUUAUGCUGUGUUCGGUCUCGGAAACAAGACUUAUGAGCACUAUAAUUCCAUGGGGACAUACGUCGAUAGUCGGCUGGAGGAAUUAGGUGCUACAAGAGUUGUGGAACUUGGAUUAGGAGAUGAUGAUGCAAAUAUUGAAGAAGAUUUUAUUACAUGGAAAGAAAAAUUCUGGGGUGCAGUUUGUGAAUUCUUUCACAUUGAAAGUCUUGGUGAAGAUAUUAAUUUGCGUCAAUAUCAACUAGUUAUUCACGAUGAUAUUGAAUCAGAAAAGAUAUUCAGUGGAGAAGUUGCCAGAUUAAAUUCUUAUAAGAAUCAGCGACCACCUUUCGAUCCCAAGAAUCCUUACUUGAGUACUAUGAUUGAAAAUAGAGAGCUUUACAAAGGUGGACGAUCCUGCCGUCAUGUUGAGCUUGAUAUAAGUGGGGCCAAAUUAAGGUAUGAUGCUGGGGAUCAUGUUGCAAUUUAUCCAACCAACAAGACUGAGCUUGUUGAGAAAAUUGGAAGGAUACUUGAUGUGGAUUUAGACACUGUAUUUAGCCUUAAUAAUUUAGAUGAGGACAGCACAAAAAAGCACCCAUUCCCUUGUCCAACAACCUAUCGCACAGCGUUAUCUCACUAUGUUGAUAUCACCAGCAUACCUCGCACUCAUGUCCUGAAAGAAAUAUCUGAGUAUGCAACAGAUGAGGAACACAAGAGGAUGCUGAAGCAAAUGGCUACCUCAACUGAAGAAGGAAAGAGUCUGUAUCUGAAUUGGGUCGUCAAAAACUGUCGAAGCAUCAUCCACAUACUGGAAGAUAUGCCAUCCCUCAAACCUCCUCUAGAUCACCUGUUAGAGUUGCUACCAAGACUGCAAGCUCGCUACUAUUCAAUUUCCUCAUCUCCUAAACUCCAUCCUAACUCAGUGCACGUCACAGCAGUUGUUGUCGAGUACCAAACGCCUACAAACCGCAUGACCCAAGGCGUCACCACAGGAUGGCUACAACAUCUGGAAGUGACGGAAGAAAAGAAACCCCAAAUUCCUAUCUUCAUCCGACGUUCUCAAUUCAGGCUCCCCAGCAAACCUCAGACACCAAUCAUCAUGAUAGGUCCAGGUACUGGUGUGGCUCCUUUCAGAAGCUUUAUCCAAGAAAGAGCUGCUCUGAGGAAAGAAGGAAAACCUGUCGGGGACACCAUUCUGUACUUUGGUUGUCGUAAGUCAUCCGAAGAUUUUCUGUAUGGAGAUGAAUUGAAAAUGUAUCAUGAAGAAGGAACAAUUACAAAGUUGUAUUUGGCCUUUUCACGAGAUCAACCUGAAAAACUGUAUGUCACUCAUUUAUUGAAGCAGAACAAAGAAGAGAUUUGGAAAAUUAUUGGAGUGCAAAGUGGACACAUAUAUAUUUGUGGGGAUGCUAGAAACAUGGCAAAGGAUGUACACAACAUUCUUUUAGAUGUCAUUCAAGAGUUCAGUAAAAAGACCAAAAAUGAAGCUGAAGCGUUCAUCAAGAAAAUGGAGUCACAGCGAAGAUAUUCAACUGAUGUUUGGAGCUAACAUGACUAUGUAGUCUUAAUUACUGAAUACUCUUAAUGCAAAGAGAGGAAGAGACUCUUCCAUAAAUGUGGAUGCAAACUCCAGAUGAGUUCAAGGAGAAAAUCUUGCUGAAUUCACAUUUGUCAGCAGCUCUGCAUAUAAAAAAUGCAGUUUAUUUAUUGCAAACUGCAAAUUCCAGAUUUCAUUGCUGAUCUGUUUAUUGGAUGUUAAUAUUUUUUACAGCUAUUGUUUUUAAUUGAUUUUUAAGAGUAGCUAUCUCAGUUAUAAUGUUGUAAUAGUAAUUUAGAUUUAUUUUGUUUGCUGAUGUUUUUUGUUUUUAACUUUAAAAAAAUUAUGUUUUCUGUGGCCAAUUAUGCAUUUUUUUUUAAUUUAAUUAAUUUUUUUUUUUUUUCAAAUUCCAAAGAAUGAAUGAGAGAACUCUUGUAUGUUCUUUAUUUAUAUUGUAUUUGAAAUGUUUUUGUUAUUAAUAAUUUAGAUAUUUUUAAAAUAUAUUUUUAGUAUUAAAUGCUCCAUUUGAUUCCUAUGUUAAAUUUGUUAAUUAUUGAUAUUUGUCUCAAAAUAUUGUAUGAAUAUAUUUUCACGAUUCAUUCAUUUGAUUAGAAUGCCAAUAUUAUUUUAAGCAUAAAACAUAUUUUAUGUUGUUAUAGAUAAUUAUGUUGAAAAUUUUAUCCCUGAAUCAUGGUAUAUGUUUAUGUAAAUAUUAAAGAUUAAUAUAAUUUUACAAAUGAAUCUUUAUAUUUAAACUUUUUUUUUUUAAUGAAUAGACCUUAAAAAGUGCCUAAUAGUAUAUUCAAGGUAGUUUGCAAGAUUGCCAUUCUUUUAGAAACAUUUGGCAUGUUACAUAGUAUAAUCGAGCAUUUCAAAAUAAUUUUAAAAAAAGAAAGAAACUAAAAUCUAAAUUGUUUAUUUUAAAAUAUUUUAAAAGUAUUCAUUUUGUAUAAAUAAGUAUCAAAAUGCAAAAUGAACUUUUAUUUCUAUCAUAUGCUUAUUGAUGAACACAGUAAAUGAAAGUUGUAUUCUUUUUCUAUUUUUGUACAUGAAAACAUUCCUUCAAUUAUAUCCAUUUUUGUUUUGGAAAAUUCCUUGGAAUUUUGUUUUACAUGAAGCUUCUUCAAGUGCCAAUGAGUACAAAAGUAACUUUCCUACUUGUUCUGUAUAAUUUAAAUAUUAUGUGUAUAUGUAGCUUUUCCCCCAAAUGCACUAGUCAGCAAAAAAAUAUUCUACUUACUCUGAAAGCAUUAUUUAACUUGAAUAUUGAUGCAUUUCAAAAUCAUAAGUUACUUUUAAUAGAAAGUUGUUUUUUAAGAGCUCAUUGUUAAAAGUUGUUGAAGCUUAUUUUGAUUAUUAUGUAUGAGAACUUUUUUUUUUUUUUUUGAAAAUUUUGUAAAUAAAAUGCUUUUUAUCUUAUUUUGAGAUAUUGUCAGACCAUAUUUUAUAAAUAAAAUAAUAAAGUGAUUUUUAGUGCUA
Molecule: messenger RNA, 3874 nt
Organism: Uloborus diversus
Lineage: Eukaryota; Metazoa; Arthropoda; Arachnida; Araneae; Uloboridae
Product: NADPH--cytochrome P450 reductase-like
Exons: 14
Coding region: 374-2407 (677 amino acids)
Biological process (GO): response to hormone
Cellular component (GO): cytosol
Molecular function (GO): FMN binding; flavin adenine dinucleotide binding; NADPH-hemoprotein reductase activity
Source: RefSeq, a predicted model, not a curated record